AUGCGGGAGUUUUACAACUGCUCAAACAUGCUGUCAACUACAUACGAGUUGGGUGUGACAGCAAUGGCUUAUCCAGGAGCGAGCAACCAUCUCAGCUGUUAUGCACAAGCGCAUCAUCACACAGCCAGAGUCAGCAACCCUUCCAUCAUCAAGCUGUCAAUGAUAUGGACCAAGCAGAGUGCAGGUAAAUACUUACUCUUUCCCUAACGAUGUAGUGCCCUACAGAAGAGUUCGGCCCAUGGACCAAAUUCGGCCCGCAGGUGAUUUUAUUUGAACCCCCAUUUUAUCAAAUACAUUUUCAUUGUUGGACAUGAAAUAAUUUAAAAUCAACAGGAUAUCAACUGAUUUUAAUUGAGGAAAUAUUUUCCUAAGUGUUCCCACCCAUAAAUAGAGACAUAUGUUAUCAUAUCCCAAUGUAAUCAAGGUUUGAAAUGAUUAUGUUUUUGUCAAUUACUAUAUCUUUGUGCUUCUUGACGUCAAUUAGCAGUGUCUUAUUAUUGUUAUUAAUAAUUGUUCCAGCCCCCCGACCAUCCGCUCAAGAAAGAAUCAGCCCACAUCUGAAUUUAGUUGGGGACCCCUGGCCAGUAUAGACAGUACUGACAAGUUAUCUCAAAGAGUGAAAUUAUAUAUCUGUUGAGAUCCUAUAGGGUCGUUCCAUUUGAUUUCAAUCACUUUUUGACUGCACCCCUUUUGAUUUGAACAAAACUUUCUAUACAUAUUUGCCCAUGGUAGAAGUGGUCAGAAAGUAACUUUUUGGACCUGAAUGCCAAAACAUUUAGAAAAUGGAAGUGCUCAAAGUUGACCCAUUUUGCAUACACUACCCUACCAUGAGACAUCCAUGUCUUUAUCACUGGAAAAGAUAAACAGUCGAGUUUGAUAUCAUUUAAAAGCUUACAAACAGGGUUGUCAAACUAUUUAAUAAUUUAAUGAAACAUAAAACAAAUAUAUAUAAUCAUGUCAUUUUUAAACCUUUAACUUCAAUUAUCAAAAAAGUAUUUACUUUUUGCAUAUGUUGUAGUUUAGACCCUAUUUUACAUAAUCUGAGGUGUUUGUGUUGUGUCCGUCAUCGGUUAAGACACAGCAUGCUCUUGAAUACAGAGUGGGUGUCAUGUUGCUGUCUCGACCUCUGAAUGCUCGGCUAUGAAAAGCCAACUGACAUUUACUCCUGAAGUGCUGACCUGUUGCACCCUCUAUAACCACUGUGAUUAUUAUUGACCCUGCUGGACAUCUAUGAACGUUUGAACAUCUUGAAGAACGAUCUGGCCUUAAUGGCCAUGUACUCUUAUAAUCUCCACCCGGCACAGCCAGAAGAGGACUGGCCACCCCUCAGAGCCUGAUUCCUCUCUAGGUUUCUUCUUAGGUUCCUGUCUUUCUAGGGAUUUUUUCCUAACCACCAUGCUUCUACAUCUGCAUUGCGUGCUCUGGGGUUUUAGGCUUGGUUUCAGUAUAAGCACUUUGUGACAACUGAUUAUGUAAAAAGGGCUUUAUAAAUACAUUUGAUUGAUUGACUAAAAGGGAAAUAAAAUGUACAUUUCAACUUUAAAAUUGUAGCACAAAGAUGGAUGGAGGUCCAUACAUCAGAGAAUGUUGAAUUGAAUGGGAAUAUCAGUUGUUUUAAUUAACCUGUCAAUCUUCCAUAGGAAACCUAUUGAAAUCAUAGAAAUAUAGAUCAUAGAAUAGACAUUUCAGUUUAAGUUGACAUUUGACGGUGGGUGGACCGGCAGCCUUCUUUGUGGUAGUAAUUGGGAGAUUGAAUGUCAAUUCAAUUUACGUUUCAAUGAUGUACCAGCUAAAUUGCAGUGGUCUGCAAUUCUAUGAAUUGUAUUUCUAUGAUUGAAUGACAUGCACCCUUAUUUAAGAGUAUGCUGUCUCAACCGAUGGCGGGCACAACACAAAAACCUCAGAUGGUGUAAAAUAGGUUUUAAGCUACAACAUACAGUAUGUGUAAAGCAAAAUAAUCGGAGUUUACGCGUUUUUAGAUAAUUCACGUAAAAAAAAGUACAUAGUUUUUAUAAAUAAAUAAAUAAAUCAAGAAAUUAUAAAAUAGUUUGUCAACCGUGUUUGUAAGCUUUUAAGUGAUAUCAAACUCAACCGUUUAUCUUUUCCAGUAAUGAAGACAUGGAUGUCUCGUGGUAGGGUGGGGUAUGCAAAACAGGUCAACUUUGAGCACCUCUAUCACCUAAAUGUUUUGGCAUUCAGGUCCAAAAACUCACUUUCUUAUAACUUAUCCCAUAAGUAAAUAUGUAUGGAAAGUUUUGUUCAAAUCAAAGGGGUGCGGUCAAAAAGUUAUUGAAACCAAAAGAACGACCCUAUAAUAAUGGGUUACUGAUUUUCUGUGAUGGGGAGUAGUGAACUACAUGUAGCUCAACUAGUAAUUCAAAUACAUUUAGCUGUAGUUUGGUGGUGGUAGUUGAACUAAAUUCAAAUCUUGGUAGUGUUUUCAGUAGUUACCCACUGGGCACAGACGUCAAUUCAACGUCUAUUCCACUUUGGUUUAACGUAAUUUCAUUGAAAUACUGUGGAAGCAACGUUGAUUCAAACAGUGUGUGCCCAGUAGGUAAUUACUUUUUUUGCCAUGUAGUGGUGUAGCUAACUACUGGAACUACACACUACAUUUUUGCAAAAAGAACAGAAAAUAUGGUUAAAGUAGGCAAGAUUUCCUGUCUUUUUCAGCAUCUGACCUGUUUACACUGAUUGAAGUGGAUUUAACAAGUGACAUCAAUAAGGGAUCAUAGCUUUCACCUGGAUUCACCUGGUCAGUCUAUGUCAUGGAGAGAGCAGGUGUUCCUAAUGUUUUGUACACUCAGGGUAUAUUUUCAGAGUAGCUUCCCCAACACUGCUGAUUUUGUAUUCAAACUAGGCUUGUAUACAGAACAUGAAAUUAAGCUAUUAUCUUUGAUUCAGACAUUUUGUUAUGCAUACUAAGUGGACUUCAAAUGGAAUUCCCAAUAAUACUCCAUCCAAACAACUAAUUUAAUCAUAGACUAAAUGUAGGAACUUGGAGCUGAAUAGUCAGUGGAAUUGGUUUGAAAGCAGAUAUUAAGAUGGACUACACUUCUACACUUCACUACACUACUGUACAUUAGACCUACACUACACUACACUACUGUACAUUAGACCUACACUACAUUACACUACUGUACAUUAGACCUACACUACACUACACUACUGUACAUUAGACCUACACUACACACACUACUGUACAUUAGACCUACACUACACAACACUACUGUACAUUAGACCUACACUACACUACUGUACAUUAGACCUACACUACACACACUACUGUACAUUAGACCUACACUACAUUACACUACUGUACAUUAGACCUACACUACACUACACUACUGUACAUUAGACCUACACUACACUACACUACACUACUGUACAUUAGACCUACACUACACUACACUACACUACUGUACAUUAGACCUACACUACACACACUACUGUACAUUAGACCUACACUACACACACACUGUACAUUAGACCUACCACUACACUUACAAACUACUGUCAUUAGACCUACACUACACUACUGUACAUUAGACCUACACUACACACAAUAUGUACAUUAGACCUACACUACACUACACUACUGUACAUUAGACCUACACUACACAACACUACUGUACAUUCGACCUAACUACACUACACUACUGUACAUUAGACCUACACCUACACUACACUACUGUACAUUAGACCUACACUACACAACACUACUGUACAUUAGACCUACACUACACUACACUACUGUACAUUAGACCUACACUACACUACUGUACAUUAGACCUACAUUACACUACACUACUGUACAUUAGACCUACACUACACUACUGUACAUUAGACCUACACUACACGACACUACUGUACAUUAGACCUACACUACACUACUGUACAUUAGACCUACACUACACUACACUACUGUACAUUAGACCUACACUACACUACACUACUGUACAUUAGACCUACACUACACACACUACUGUACAUUAGACCUACACUACACUACACUACUGUACAUUAUACCUACACUACACACACUACUGUACAUUAGACCUACACUACACUACACUACUGUACAUUAGACCUACACUACACUACACUACUGUACAUUAGACCUACACUACACUACACUACUGUACAUUAGACCUACACUACACUACACUACUGUACAUUAUUCCUACACUACACACACUACUAUACUCCUGGUGCUGGGGAGAAAAUAAAAACAUAGAACGUUGUUCAUACACAGUUGUCUUAAGUGAUUAAGUGCUCUUUUGCACAUGUUGUAUGUUUUGAGAAAAGUUAUACAGAUGAGCGUCAACUAUCAAAACACUGUGUAAUGCAGUGGUAAUAUUUAACAAUGUCCCUGUCAGACCUACAGUAGAAUUGACAUCACAGGAGGUUGGUGGCAUCUUAAUUGGGGAUGACUAACAUGUGCUAAUAGCUGGAGCGGAAAAUGGAGAAUGGUAUUAAAUACAUUUUCAUGUGUUUGAUGCCAUUCCAUUAUUACGAGUCAUCCUCCCCUCAGCAGCCUCCACUGAUUGACAUGAUGCAAUGUGUUGUCUGGUCUUCACAGGAAAAAGUUGAUCUCUGGGAUGGAGGACCUUCUCUUCUACACCAUUACAGAGGGCAAAGAGAUGAUCCCUGUCUCUCAGUUCAUCUCUGUGAGUCUCCAUCUCAUCACAUCCACCCUCACUGUGUGCCACCAAACAACACUAACCUAUACAGUGUUUUUUCCCCUCUAGUUUAUUUAACCUAUUUUCCUUUUUUGCUGGAAUGCAUAUUGACAACUACCCCAGCUUUCCAUGACAUCCUUUUAAAGUUGACACAACAUGUACUGCACCACAACACAUUCUAGUUCCUAAAGGGGCCCUUGGGCUUGCUGUUUUCAAUUGAGCUAAAUGCACACCGAAGGAAUCCCAGGGAGUGUAAGACGAGCCAAGGCAGGAAUCAAUCACACCAUGUCACGAGCCCAGUCCAGGCUCAGGUUUGAAAAGUGUUGAGGAAACGCCUUAUGUAACUUUAUGACUAAUAGACAGGUGUAGCUGUUGUUAAUGAGGCUAGAAGUGAAUUAUCUGAACUCUUUACACUCAUGGGGAUUGGCCUAAAUGGAUAGGGCCAAACUGAAAUGUUUUUUUACAGAAGAAAUAUGAAAUGCAUAAGCGUGGUGGCAAUUGAAAGGGAACUGUUUGGAGAUUGUGGGAACAUUAUUAGACCAACGUUGAGGACACAACAGUUCACCUGACACAUGACUGAAUCCAAACAUUACACUGUUGAUUUUAUGUGCGUUUUACAUUUACUGUACUUAUUUUUACAUUUACUGUACUUUUCGCCACAUUUGUUGAUAACGAAAUCUGAAAAUACUUUGGAUCAGGAGUAUCAAGGAGUCCAAUCCGGCCUGCGGGUCGUUUGAGUAAAAUAAUAUUUUUUUUGGGGGACCUCAAUUUACUUUAAAAUGACAAAAACCAAAUCGAAACUGUGUAGAAAUAAUAAUGGACCUAUAUUCAUAAAGUUUCUUGACUGUCCAACUCACUAAUAAUCACUAGACAGUCAGGUAGCAUCGAAAAUUCCCAAAACUAUGGAUAGAGGACUAUUUGUAGCAAAUUUUGACAGCAAAGAAAAGGAAAAAAAUGUGUAUGGCCCUCUAGACCUUGUUGAACACUGAAUGCAGCCCCCGGAGCAGAAUUAGUUUGACACCCCUGCAUUCAGUAACAUGAUAAGAAUAUUCCUGAAAAAUGUAGGGUAGGUGUAACAUAAGACAAAACAAUGACAAAGGUUUGAGUGAGAGGUCAAACUGGUGUCUCCAAGUGGAAACACACCUCUCCAAAGUAUGCACUUUUCCUAAGCAAUUUCAAUGAACUCUUAUGACUCAAAGAAGAGUCUUCAACUAUAAGGUGCUUUUAGGAGCUCUCCUAGCUGUGUCGUUCAGGAACUAGAGCAAGCACACUUGUUGUUGUUUUCUUUGUAGCACAACCCUGCAUCCCCGCCAUCACACAAUUACUGUUGUUGUUUACGCAAUCCAAAAACGGUCCAUUAUAAAUCGCAAUCUGGGUCAGGUGGGCAUCAUUUGAAAGCUUAUUCUAUUGCCAACAUGACUAGCUAAGUUAUAAAAAAAAUGGAGUUAGGCUUUCACAAGGCAAUUCAGAGAAACAGAUCGUAAUUUUAGUGUACAUAGAGUCAUGAGUGCAUUCAGGUGCGUGUUCCACUGCGAAUUUUCUUCACAAUAGACAACAGGCAGUUUCUGUACAGAAAAACCCAGGGCAUGACGCCAUGUCAACUGUACAUCAAACAUAGUGAUCAUAAACAUUGACGCUGUAUACAGUAUGACAUGCAUUUUAUGAUAUGGAAAUGUGAAGUGCACAUUUGGACUCAUGGGUGUUUGGCUUGCUUGGAUGACAUCAAAGCAGUAUUUAUUGUAAUCCUCAACAUCUCAUCUUUCAAAAUACAUAGAGUCCUCUAAAGUUACAGCAUUUCCCCUCACUCAGACAAUAGAAAAUGUGCAAAAGUUUCCCAAUUAGCGGGAGGGAUGGAGGUAUCUUCUUUUCGCGUGCGAUGCUCAAGUUCAUCUUGUUUUGUGUGUAUUGGUCAAAGGUAAUGCAGUAGCAGGGGAGUGUGCAGUUCUUCUCAAAUGUAAAUUUGUAUGAGUUCUCCACACUCUCUUCCUCACAAGAGCGUACUCAAGAGACCUUCCUCGAACUCGGAGCAUGAGUGUGGAGCAUGGUAGUAUGCAUAUUGAGAAACACCCUCUGUGUCACCUCUCAGGGCUUUUACACCACAAUUUAGAUUAGAACAUCAUGGAGGUCUCAGCUCAGUUGGUGAAAAAGUCAUACAAGCACAGUCAUCCAUAGCACCAUGCAUGCUGAACUUAGCAUUUUACGAUGUGUGAAGAGACUCUGUGUCCAGUGUCCCCUCCCAGUGCUUUUACAUCAUAAUUCAUACCUUCAGACCCUUGCUUGGUGCCCCUCAUAUGCAUAUUCAAAUUAACUCUGAACAGUAUAGGGGUCUAUUAAAAGACUGUGUGGUGUUGUGGCACAGUGUGAUAUUUGACAGGCCAUUGUCUUAUGACCUUUGAAUCAUUGUCAACAUGGCUUUUUAACAUUGUAUCACAGAAACACUGGCAAUGACUUUUAGACGGCUCUAACCAAUGACUGUAUAUGAAUGGACAAAGCCAUCAAUCAUGUGACACCAUUAAUUCCCAUGUGAAGAAUCAUAUGGCUCAUUUGAAGCCAAGGACGUCCGUUAAAGGCCCAGUGCUGUUUGAAAAGACGGCCUGAAAUCUCAGCCUAUUUUGGUGGGAUGGAGUUUUGGCCUGCCUGGUGACAUCACCGGGUGGUAAAUUAGUUAAUAGACCAAUAAGAAAUAGAGUUCCAAAUAAUAGCUAGUUUUCAGUUUUCCCCUCCCCACUCGGAACCACUCCUAGACAGUCCUAGCAAAAUUCUUUGCUAAGAAGCUAUUUUUUUAUUCUUAAAAAACAAAAACAAAAGCACAGUAAGGUACUUAAUUGUUACCCAGAAAUGAUUUGAUAUUGAGAUAAAAACGGCUGCAUUGGACCUUUAAGAUGGUGUCUCAUGGAGACAUAAAGUGCAUUUUGAGCUACUCCAGGAAGUGUCAGCUCAGUGCUGCCACCAUUCAUUGAGAAUCUCCAAUUGAAGGCCGACCAGGGCAGGCUGCCAUUAGCAACUAAAUUAUCCUUAGGGAUGGUUCCAAAUUUACAGAAUGGUUACCUGGAGGAAAAUGGGGGAGGGUCAUGCUUUUUCAAUUUCAGUCAUUGGGAGUGUUUAGUAUUUUUUAAAUCCAGUCCAGGGAAGGGUCAUGUAAUUUUUUAUUGAUUAUAUUUCUCAGUGUUUUACAAUUAGUUACCUAUUAGGCUAGAUAUCGAUGUGUGUCCAAUGCCACCCCUCAUCUCUGAUUCUCUGCACAAUAUCAAGUGCGCCUAUAGGCUAUUUAGUGUGGUCUCAAUCAAAUGAUCCAUAGCCUAUAGGCUAUGAAGUUCAUGCUCGGGGAGAAGCACAGAGCUAAGUUAUAUUUCUAACAUAGCUGCUGGGAUGGUCUAAAUAAAACUAGGCUGCAUUACACACUGCAAUGGAUAUUCCAACCCUGAGCCCCGGCCUGCUCUGCUCUUGCUGAUCAAAACCUUUUUUUGUGCUGGUUAACCAAGGGCUGUGCUGUGUAGGGCUGUGGUGACAGUUCAGGAGGAGAGUCAAAGGCUUCUUCCAUUAAAUUUUUUUUAUUAGGCCUAUUCCAAAAAAUGAUUGUGAGCCGACUAGCCUAUAGCCUGUUCUGUUCUGCUUGGGAAGGAGAGCACAAAGAUGAGAAGGAUCGGUGGUUCACUUUGAUAGUUUGCUACUACUAGGCUAUAAUUGAUUUUAUUAAAUACAAUAUGUUUCUUGUCCAUUAUGUAUUUAUCAGAGUUAUUGACCAACCUCACAAUAAGCCAGAUUCACGUAACUUACAAUAUGGUCCUGAAACAAUCAAUCAAAAUGGACAGCUCAUGGUGCUGAAAGUAGGCAAAUUAGAGUAGGAAUAAGUCAUUUAAAACAUAUUUAUUUUAAUUAGACUUUACUAACAACAAGAGGGCUUUGUGUUGGAGCCUAUUUCUUCCUAUUUAAGAGGUAGGCCUACUUGUUUGACAGACGAAAUUAGGCAAUAGGCUGCUAUAUUCAUAAUUCCUCCACCCACCAUGUACUCUGUAAAUAGCCUACCCUCUGUAUCAGUGAAGGACUGUAAAGUUAAAACCAAGACUCGAAUUGAGAGGGAAUGCCAUAGGCCUACCUUUUAUUAAAGAAAAGCACAGUCCUACCCCUUGUUAGCUUAAGAUUUUGAAGAAGAUAAAAACAGAUCCGAUUAUAUAAAGUGAUCUGUAACAGUGCUUUGGUCAGCUAUGCUUUAUGCUAGAAACAAGCUGUAAAAUACCUGGGAAAGGUUGCAACACAUUAUCACAGCUUAUUGUGAAAUAUACACAAAUUACUUAUUUGAAAUUCGUGACAGGCACACGAAAAAGUCCACUUUUUCAUUUGUAUUACACGAUUUUCAUCACAACUCAUUUCGUGUGUAUUACACAUUCCAUUUGUUGUGGCUAAAGUUAGCUAGGCCAGCUAGUCUAGGUCCAGAAACCAAUGGGUUGGGCCAGAGCCAGAACACGUGGGUAAAGAGGUAGUUUGAAAAUUCGUCAUUGGCUUUGAUACUCUAAUUGGUUAGAGACGAUCCAAUCGCUGAUGACUUUCUUUUGUACAACACCCCUCGUGCCCCUCGUCACCACAAACAACCUUUAUGAUGGCAGUCUCAGACUGAAGUAUGUAGCGCGCGACAGAGCAGCGGAAGAGUAUACUGUGAGUCGUCAGGUUACACUUUCUCUGCUUCUCGCUGUAUUUUCGCUUGGACAGAUUUUGGGGCAGAGUCAAGCCUCACGCUUUGCCUCUUCAGUACAGUAUGCACUGUAUUAUCUUUGUGAACCCCAGGCUGUAGUGAUGCCGCAACACCGCGAUGCAGUGCCUUAGAACGCUGCACCACUCGGGAGGCCAGCAAUUCUGUUUCUUAACUAGUUUUAUUGAAGUACUUUCUCUCAUUCAAUAUCUCAAUAGCUUUACAAUUCUGUCAGAUACACUGUACUGCCCCCAGUAAAUAUAGCUUUGAAUGCUGCUGACCUAAAGAGUCGUUUACAGGACUGCUUGAACACUUGUUGCUGCUCACUUAAUGGCAAAACAGGGUUUGUGCAUGUGGUCAGUUACAUUUCAAUUUGUUCCAAUUCAGGUAUUGAAUGUGACACACUAAAGCAAUUAUUGUAGUCCUGUAUAUUCUCAGUUUCUCUAAAACGAAAGAAAAGUAAUUAUACAGUGCCUUCGGAAAGUAUUCAGACACCUUGACUUUUUCCACAUUUUGUUACGUUACAGCCUUAUUCUAAAAUGGAUUUAAAAAAAUUAAAUCCUCAGCAAUCUACACACAAUGCCCCAUAAUAACAAAGCGAAAACAGGUUUUUAGAAAAAGAAAUACCUUAUUUACAUACACUACCAGUCAAACGUUUGGACACACCUACUCAUUCAAGGGUUUGUCUUUAUUUUUACUAUUUUCUACAUUGUAGAAUAAUAGUGAAGACAUCAAAACUAUGAAAUAUCACAUAUGGAAACAUGUAGUAAACAAAAAAGUGUUAAACAAAUCAAAAUAUAUGUUACAUCAAAUAGCCACACUCUUCGCAUUCUCUCAACCAGAUUCAUGAGGUAGUCACUUGGAAUGGAUUAAAAUGAACAGGUGUGCCUUCUUAAAAGUUAAUUUGUGGAAUUUCUUUCCUUCUUAAUGCAUUUGAGCCCAUCAAUUGUGUUGUGACAAGGUAGGGAGGUAUACAGAAGAUAGCCCUAUUUGGUAAAAGACCAAGUCCAUAUUAUGGCAAGAACAGCUAAAAUAAGCAAAGAGAAACAACAGUCCAUCAUUACUUUAAGACAUGAAGGUCAGUCAAUACGGAACAUUUAAAAAACUUUGAACGGUUCUUCAAGUGCAGUCGCAAAAACCAUCAAGCGCUAUGAUGAAACUGGCUCUCAUGAGGACCGCCACAGGAAUGGAAGACCCAGAGUUACCUCUGCUGCAGAGGAUAACUUAAUUAGAGUUAACUGCACCCAAAUAAUUGCAGCCCAAAUAAAUGCUUCACAGAGUUCAAGUUACAGACAUAUCUCAACAUCAACUGUUCAGAGGGGACUGUGUGAAUCAGGCCUUUAUGGUCAAAUUGCUGCAAAGAAACCACUACUAAAGGACACCAAUAAGAAGAACAGACCUGCUUGAGCCAAGAAACACAAGCAAUGGACAUUAGACAGGUGGACAUUUGUUGUUUGGUCUGAUGAGUCCAAAUUUGAGAUUUUUGGUUCCAACCGCGGUGUCUUUGUGAGACGCGGUGUGGGUGAACGGAUGAUCUCCGCAUGUGUGGUUCCCACCGUGAAGCAUGGAGGAGGAGGUGUUAUGAUGUUGGGGUGCUUUGCUGGUGACACUGUCUGUGAUUUAUUUAGAAUUCAAGGCAAACUUAACCAGCAUGGCUACCACAGCAUUCUGCAGCGAUACGCCAUCCCAUCUGGUUUGGGCUUUGUGGGACUAUCAUUUGUUUUUCAACAGGACAAUGACCCAACACACCUCCAGGCUGUGUAAGGGCUAUUUUACCAAGAAGGAGAGUGAUGGAGUGCUGCAUCAGAUUACCAAUUGAGAUGGUUUGGGAUGAGUCGGACGGCAGAGUGAAGGAAAAGCAGCCAACAGGUGCUCAGCAUAUGUGGGAACUCCUUCAAGACUGUUGGAAAAGCAUUCCAGGUGAAGCUGGUUGAGAGAAUGCCAAGAGUGUGCAAAGCUGUCAUCAAGGCAAAGGCUGGCUAUUUGAAGAAUCUCAAAUAUAAAAUAUAUUUUGAUUUGUUUUACACUUUUUUGGUUACUACGUGAUUCCAUAUGUGUUAUUUCAUAGUUUUGAUGUCUUCGCUAUUAUUCUACAAUGUAGAAAAUAGUAAAAAUAAAAAAAUAACUUGAAUGAGUAGGUGUGUCCAAACUUUUGACUGGUACUGUAUAUCUGCUCUAUUAUGCCCUGCAUCUGUAGGACCAGCAUGGGGGUUAGCUCAGCAGUGUACUGAUCACAACUUUCUUAGAGAGCUCAAAUAUGCAUCUCCCUUCCCUAGAGAUGCUGUGUCAGUGUUGAUCAGCUCACCACAAGCCCAUUCCCCUUUCUCCCCCCUCCCUCUCCCUUCUUAUUUAUUUCUCAUUUCUCUCCGUCGAAUUUUCUCUCUUUCUCACUCUCAUUUUCAAAAUGUUCCUCUCUCGUUCUUCCAGGCAUUGAGGAGCACAGGUUUAUUGACAUCGGAUCCCAGGCUGAGUGACUGUAUGCGUCAGCUGUGCCAGUCAAUGCCGGACUCUGCUGGAACAGUCAUGAUGGACCAGAAACUAUUCAGGAAGUGAGCUAUGCUCUAUUUUCACUUUCACUUUAACCCCUUACACUCAUGGAAAUUGGCCUAUAUGGAUGGGGCCAAAUUGAAAUGUUUCUAACAGAAGAACUAUAAUAAGCAAAUGCAUGACCAUGGUGGCAAUUGAAAAAUAACACUUUGGAGAUUAUGGGGAAAUGAUCAGACCAAAGGUGAGGACACAACCGUUCACCUGACACGAGACUGAAUCCAAAAAUUACACUGUUGAUUUUAUGUGCAUUUUACAAAUACUUUGGAUACAUUCAGUAACAUACAUUUUGAAGUAGGUGCAAGAUAAGAAAAAAAUAAUACAAGGGUUUGAGUGAAAGGUCUAACUGGUGUGGCCACACACCUCUCCAAAAUUUGAACAGUUCCUAAGUAAUUUCAAUGCACUUUUAUGACCCAAGGAAAGAGCCUUCAACUAUAAGGUGCUUGUUUGAGCUCUCCUAGCUUUGCCAUUGAGGAACUGAAGCAAGCACACUAUGUUUUUGUUUGUAAUACAGCCCUGCGUCCCCACCAUCACACAGUUACUGUUGUUGUUUACACAAUCCAAAAAUGGUCCAUUAGAAAUCACAAUCUGGGUCAGGUAGGCAUCAUUUGAAAGCUUAUUCUAGUCCCAACAUGGCUAGCUAAAUUAUAAAAUAUGAUCAUACGGUGUUAGGCUUUUAAAAGGCACUUCAGACAAACAGAUUGUAAUUUUGGUGCGCAUAGAAUGGAGUGCAUUGAAGUGCAUGUUCUGCGGCAAAUCUUCUUCACAAUACGACAAACGCAGGCUCAUUCUGUUCAGGGUGUAACACAUGUCAUCCUUGUAACUGUGGAUCAAACAUAGCAAUCAUAAAAGUUGAUACUGUAAAUGACAUGUUUUCAAAUAUAGAAAUGUGAAGUGUACAUUUGGACUCAUGGGUGUGUGGUUUGCUUGUAUGACAUCAAAGCGAUAAUUUAUUAAAAUCUCAAUUUUUCAGAACACUUUGACUCCUCUCGGUUUACAGCAUUUCCCUUACUCAGACAACAACAAAUGUGCAAAAGUAGCCCAAUUAGCGGGAGGGAUGGGGGAAUCUUUUUGUCAUGCCCGGUGCUCAAGUUUAUAACUGCUGUCAGUCAAAACCCAUACAGCCCUGUGAAGUGGAGAACCUGAGCUCUGACGUCAUGUAUAGCAUGUUACUGUACAGCCACUGGGUUCCAAUUUAGGCGCUUAUCAAUGACAAAAUCAUGUUCAACCUGUAUAGGUGAUGACAGGAGCUGUGAGUGAAAAGGGCCACCACUCUAAUGAUUUUGGAUAGGAUGGAAUGGAUACAGCCUUGUUUGGCCCUUUUAUCUUAUCAUAUAAAUCCUCUAGUAGGAUGGUUUAGAGAUAGUAUUUACUAGUAAACACUAUGAUUAUUUAAUUCAGAAAGUUAGCAUAAUGUAUUAUGUCUUUCUCUAUCCCACAUAGAGUAUUCUCAUUCUUCUUGCUGUUUGUCAAAACACCACACACACCUUAUCCCAUUUUUACAUUUUCUUGAAAGUGACAUUAUAGUAUUUCACUGGGUGGAGGAACUAUUUUUGCUAUUGCCCCCAGUGUUUACUAGAAACUUCCAAGACUUUGUUUUCCACUCUCUCUGUCUGUAUUUGUGUCUGCUCUGCAUACCUCUACAGUGGACAGAGGGAGAUGUGUUAUGGAAGGGAAGUUUGAUUGUCAGGGAUGUUUGAUUGUUUUGUUUGUGUUGGAGUCAAAGACAGAUUGACAGCGUCUGUCGUUUUAUGGCCGUCACCUGCCUCUGAACCUCACUGGUGCACAUGUAAACGUAACACAUACACACACACAUGCAUGCGCGAGCACACACACACACACACACACACACACACACACACACACACAUGCAGACAUGCAGAGAGAGAGGGAUAGUUCUGGAAUUGUUGGCGAACAGAGUAUGACAUUUGUGCAGGGCUUAAGUCUGGACAGGAGCUAAUGAAAGGCCAGCUUAGUGGGUGAACUGCAGACGGUGCCGGUUGAAUUAGGAGCUCAGCUUAUCAACAAGCCCCGAUGGGCUCUAGACUGCUGUCCAAACAGUAUUACUUCCUAAGUGGCAAAGUUAACUUAAUGAACGCAGUGAUGAUUCAGACACUGGCCUGUUACAGUAGUGGGUCACUGAGUCCUGUCUCGUGGACUUCUUCUUACAUUGAAUUACUAUGUUCCAGUGAAUGAACACUGCAUAUCUACAGUCCCUUUGCACAUCUUAGAUUGAGACUUGGUGUUGUGCUUGGUAUUGUUUCUAAACUAGGGCCAAAGACACACAAAGAAAGUAAUGUAGAACAGAACAAUGUGUGUGAUUAGAUAUUGGUCUUUCCUUCUGAGGAACACUCUGAAGUGGUCAUUAGAAAUAUCAUGGUCCAAACACACCAAGACUGUCGUGAAGAGGGCACGACAAAGCCUAUUCCCCCUCAGGAGACUGAAAAGAUUUGGCAUGGGUCCUCAGAUCCUCAAAAAAUUAUACAGCUGCACCAUCGAGAGCAUCCUGACUGGUUGCAUCACCGCCUGGUAUGGCAACUGCUUGGCCUCCGACCGCAAGGCACUACAGAGGGUAGUGCGUACGGCCCAGUACAUCACUGGGGCCAAGCUUCCUGCCAUCCAGGACCUCUAUACCAGGCGGUGUCAGAGGCCCUCAAAAUUGUCAAAUACUCCAGCCACCCUAGUCAUAGACUGUUCUCUCUGCUACCGCACUGCAAGCGGUACCGGAGUGCCAAGUCUAGGUCCAAAAGACUUCUCAACAGCUUCUACCCCCAAGCCAUAAGACUCCUGAACAGCUAAUCAUGGCUACCCGGACUAUUUGCACUGCCCCCCCCACCCCAUCUUUUUACACUGCUGCUACUCUGUUAAUUAUUUAUGCAUAGUCACUUUAACUCUACCCACAUGUACAUAUUACUUCAACUACCUCAACUAGCCGGUGCCCCUGCACAUUGACUCUGCACCGGUACCCCCCUGUAUAUAUAGCCUCCCUACUGUUAUUUUAUUUUACUUCUGCUCUUUUUUUCUCAACACUUUUUUGUUGUUUUAUUCUACUUUUUUAUUUAAAAUAAAUGCACUGUUGGUUAAGGGCUGUAAGUAAGCAUUUCACUGUAAUGUCUGCACCUGUUGUAUUCGGCGCAUGUGGCCAAUAAAAUUUGAUUUCAUUUCAUUAGAAAUAGGCCACUAGAAAUAAAGAAACUCCCAUUUCUGGUGAAUGUAUAAAUUAUGCAAUCCUUCUAUUCGCCUCCCCAGUUCCCCAAACUCUAAACAAGUUGCGUAUUAACAAGCCUCAUCACGGCUAUGAGAGAAUUUGAAUGCCAUUCUUUGAGAUCACGUCAGUGCUUACUAAACUUAGCGUGUUGUUUAUCUAAUGGUAAAGGCAGGUGUGUAUCUACAAUAUGAUAGGCUGUCUAUUCUCAGCAUUUCAUUUGGUCCCAGUUGGGGUCCAGUUUUAGGUUGUUGGUGUCAUUAGGAUUUAAUCAAAGGAUCAGUAGUCUAUCUGUUUUAUAGAUAUAGGUCACUUAGCCCUGAUACGUGGUUGUUGACUCCUAGAUGCCUCAUAAGAGUCAACAGCCAUGUAUCAGGGCUAUAGGUCAUUGACACUGUGUGGGUUAAUACAGUAGUUACACUAUUAAAAAAUCAUCUAAAUUAACUGAUCGUAGUGCGUGCAUACAUUUGUAUGGUUGGCCCCAGCAGGAAUCGAACCCACAACUCUACUGUUGCAAGCACCAUGCUCCACCAACUGAGCCACAGUGAGACAUUAUCUAUGUGAUAUACAAAGUAUACAUGUGAUGUCAUAUAUUUAUGUAUGUAUGUUGUGUUUCAGAUGUGUGGGGGCUAACAUCCUGCUGCUGACCCAGGCGUUCAGGAGGAAGUUCAUCAUCCCAGACUUUGAGGCAUUUGCGUCCAACAUCGACCAACUGUACUACAGUACCCAGAGGCGGGAGGGGGGACACGUGAGUUCUGUUAGGAUGCCUACACCUGUGGUUUUCAAACCUGUGGUCCGUGGACCGGAGUACUGCAGGUGGUCCGCACAUUUUGGUAGAUUGUUUUGGGGGUGUACAAUUUUUCUUCAAAAAAUAAUAACAGUUUGGAGUAUUUAUGGUAUAAUACGCAAUUUGACAUGACUUUUCACAAUGUAAAUGGUUUAUAAUAGGCCUUUAAUUUGGUAAAUUCACUGCUAAAAUUGAAAAAUGUUAGCCACAAAGAUAUUUUAUGUUUACAAAAAAACACGACUCUGCAAAUGGUGGUCCUCAAGAGCUUUUGACAAUGAUGGUCCCCGGAACGGAAAAGGUUGCGAACCGUUGGCCUACACUAUACACAUAGUAAUUCCCACGUUAAAAACGUUCUCUCACAUACUCUACACAUACACACCUACACAUUGACAUAUGAGGACAAGCUAAAAUAAGCACACCACCAAACAUUUGCUUGCACACAUUAAAAAACAUUCACUUGGACACUGUGAAAAGCUCACUCACUGUACAUUCGUAGAUACAUGCACAUACACACAUGUCCUGUACAUACCUGCCUUUGACAUACAUGACACAUGACUUAUCCACUCCAUUCCUUUGUGUGUGUGUCUUUUGCUUAGGUAGCAGAUUACAUUCCUCAACUGGCUAAAUUCAGCCCUGAUCUGUGGGGUGUGUCACUAUGCACCGUGGAUGGACAGAGGUAAGAUUACCGCAUUUGAGUCACCUGUCUGUCUCCUUUUAUCACCACUGGUUUCCAUCAUAAGACACAUAACCCCAUGUCACUGAAAUGAAGAGCAUUGAACAGGCAGGCAGUCUGCAUGUCACCCCCCCAUCUUGCCCAGUAAGUGUCUGCCUAACUUAUUCAUGUAGAAUCAUCCUCUGUAUCUGCUUUCACCUCAGCUGUCCCAUGAUCUCUCCCCUGUGUCCUGCUGGCGUGAUGCAGACAUUCUGCAGGUGACACCAACGUUCCAUUCUGUCUUCAAUCAUGUGUGAAGCCUCUAGGGUACGCCAUCGCUGUGCACGAGAUUGGCACUGAGCAUGUGCAUCGCUACGUGGGCAAAGAGCCCAGCGGACUCAAAUUCAACCAGCUGUCACUGGAUGAGGAGGGUGAGAGACUGUUACCCUAACCCUGUAUGGCUAGAUACACACACCUAGUACAUGUGGAUCUUUCUAUAAAAAAUGGGGCCAAUGUGUGACACUGGGAUUGACAUUUCAAAAUGUCUUUUUAUGCUGUUCCACAUGUGUACUUAGAGGAAUAAAAGUGAAUAUAUGCAAAUUGGCCCAUAACUCCACCUAUACAACAACAUUGGCCUAGGACUAUAGAUCCUUUAAGCAGGGUUCAUAUAGACAUUGGCAAGUCAAAUGUCUGAUUUUCAAGGUAAGGCCUAUUCCAGUACUUUUCUGAGCUCCAAAUUCAAGUUCAAGUAUGCAACUUCAAGCCCCUGUAUUGUUUAAAAUUGCAGAUGUAACAUGAAAAAAGUAUUUGUCAUGUUAUUUCAUUACCAGAUCAUAUUGUGAAUAAGCCCAUUAGGCUAUGUAAUUUGUUGUCAUUAUAUCCAGAAUAAUUAAUAGGACUAGUUUUGGGUGUUGCGCAAUAGUCUAUCUUACACGAUUGCUCACAGUAGACUUGGUGUCCAAACCAAGGCACAAAAACAUAUGAAAACAUGAACACAUUACCUUGAUGCUUUCUCUGUUAAAUCUAACGAGACCCUGCUGUAAAUCAAGCAGACAACAACAGAUGAUCAACCUCAAUUCUCUAGGGAUAUUAGAUCCAACGUGGAUCCAGGCACAACCGUCUUCACCAACUUAACAAAUGAGACACCAAAACAUUCUGGACCUUCCUUGCGAACACCUUUUUUUUUCCAGCACUUGGGCUCUUGUUGCAUCACAUGCGCUAUCACAACAGCUGUUCGUCACUUGACUGUCAUUUGGAAAAUUCCUUCCUAGAUCAGAUGAUGAUGUGUGAAAAUAUCAUUGCAUAACUAAUCAGCUGGACACCAAAUGCUCAUCCAACAAGUAUUAUGCAUAAUUAUUGAAGAACCACUUUAAUGACAGUAUCAAUUUAGGUUGUAAGUAUCAGUGUAAGGUAACUUUCGGUUAGAAGGAUUCGAUUUUGCAAUCACAUUUAUUAUUUUGGAUUUGUGUGCCCAUGAAAACUGUUUUCACCUCAUAACAUAAGAAGACAAGAAACGUUAUGUAGUUACACUGCAUUUCUGAGAUGUCCUAUACAAACAACUGUCUGACAGCUAGAUCCAGGAUUCUUACAGGGUUCAAGUUCAAUGUCAAAUUUAACUGAUUUAUGCUUAUAUAUGAUGUAAUGACAUAAAUGCAAGGACAGAAAAGUAAUGUUUUAUGUCACAUGCUUUUGAACAAAUCCGUCAAGACACCAACCAUGAUAAAGUUUUACACAUAGGUUUUAAAUCAACUUGUGAAUUUGAUUGAAUAUAGCUAUGAUCCCCCCUUAUAUCUUAAUGUAAUGACAUUAACAUUUUUUGCAGAUUAUUAUUAAUGACUUAUCAACAGCUGUAAGAAGUUGUCCAGUGUAGGAAAUCCUCAGUGGGACCCUAGUUUAUAGAAAGACCCAUGUCUCUGUGUCCACUUCUGUGUAGAUGCCCCACACUUGAAUGCAUCUGAGUACUGAGGUAACUCAGUAGUAAGGUAGUAAAUAGUUCAUUCCAAUGUUACACUGUGGAAGCAAACGAUUAUGGCAAGACAAGAGAGCCAACCUCUCUGCAACUACAUGGGGAAAAUACCCAUCAGCUUGAUCUAUGAUUGCAACAAGCUGUAGGUACAGGUCAAUAGAGCAGGAACAAGCAAGAACAGGCCAUCUGAUCAUUAGCAAGUCAAUACAUCUUAUCUGCAGGUUCCCUAUCAGCUGGCUAGGUUCCAUUACAUAUGUUCAUCUGUGGCACACACACAUGCAUGUGUUCACUUUUUUAGUGGAAGUUAUUUUAGUGGCCAUAUCUUUAGGUUAUAUGGUGGUGGUGGAGUGCACGGCAGUGAUAACAUUGUCCUCUCUCUCUGGACAGAUAAACCACACAACCCUAUGGUGAACGCCGGGGCUAUCGUCAUCAGUUCUCUGCUCAAGGUAAGGGGAUUUCUGGGUGCACUGAUGUUAUAAUUAAGUGAUAAUCCCCUCGAAGCCGGUGUUUGGAGGAUAUAUUGGCACGUGUUGCCAAUAUAUCCUCCAAACACCGGCUUCGAGGGCAUUAACACUUUUAUACAACGGGUUACCAACAUAUUCAAACAAUGAUUGACAUAUUUUCAUUAAAAACUUUAUUUUGUUGAAUUUAUUCAUACUAUUUCAUCCUUCCACAAGAUAUAGUCCCGACACAAAUCUAGGGUCUCUACCCAAGCCGGCUGGUCGUUCGUUCUAUCGGUUCGGUUGCCAGAGUUGCGACCCAGUCGUUCAGUCUUUUUGUUCUGUAUCUAUGGACGUGACCCGUUCGUUCUAAAUGUUCCAUUGCCAUACUGGCUGGCAACGUUCUUAUCCCUUGCUUGCUAGCUAGCCAACUACAGCUAACUUACAGUCAUGUCAAAAAAGUUCAGCCUGAAUAACAGCAAAGUAGCAGCAUUUGCAUUGUUUAAGCUGUUUUCUAGUGACAUUUAUUUGGAUACAUCCAUAACAAUGAGCUAAUGAGGCGCGAUUUUGCCUGGCAUAGAAAAUGUGCUCACUCGUCAGGACACUGUUGUUCAGAGGAGCUAGCCAACAACACAGCUAACACAAUCACUUCCGACUGAAGCUGGAAAGACUGCAAACUAGCUGCACUUUGUUUCAUUUUACCUUUUUUCAAUUGACAUUUCUUUGUAUAUUUCCAUAAAAUGUCUGAUUCAUGAUUUCGACUGGCUGAGAAACGCCGCCUGCCUUUCUGUCUCGUCCCGACUCCCGACACGUUCAUGACUAUGGGACAGCUGGAGAUCAAAUUUGAAUAUUGAAACAAUGUUGCAAAUGUCGGACAGACAGCAAGGUUAAGACAAAUCUCCGCUGUUGAAAACGAAAUGUUAGUCUAAAAGAAAUGUCUUGAUGCUUUUUAUAGUGGAGAUCAAGUUUAUAAAUUGCCUGGCUGGGCUGAUGAGACAGUGGAUUGUGCGGUCAGAUGGAACAGAGUAAAUAGGCAUUUCAACGUCAUAGCUUUAGCCGGUGGUAACUUGUGGAAUAGACACCAGCUGGAAUGCAGUUUUAACCAAUCAGCAUUCAGGAUUAGACCCGCCCGUUGUAUAAUCUCUUAUAACCUUUUCAUGAGGUUUUAGAAUUAGAGCACAGCUCAAAUCUUUGCUACCUAACUGAAACAAAAUCAGGAGUACAUUACAUGCACACAGAUUAAGCAUUGCAUUGCAUAUAUGAAUGCAAACUGCUAUACACCAAAUCCACUCCAACAUCAGAUAUACAGGAAAUCUGUCGUAACUAGUACAGCCAAGUGUCACGGUCAGACUUUACCGUCAAUCAUUGACCAAUUGCCCAGAGGUCAAUAAACUCUCACCAGCUGACUCACCAACCCUCCCUAUCAAUCAGCAUUGCCCUCAUUCUAACAGCUACAGCAGUGGGGAAAAGGGCUGGCCUCUGCCUUAUGUAGACAUGGACCUCUAUUCUUCUGUGUUUUCCUCUCCUUUCCAUGGCUGCCUGUCCUUACCAGCUGACUGGAGAGAUAUGCCUCUUGGCCAUGUAGGUCACGUACAGUAAUGGGGGAGGGGGUUACUGUCGGUGUGUUUGUGUGUUUAUUUUUUUUAUGUCUUUGACAAUCGUUCUUUAAAGGUCUGAUAAAUACGGUUUUAUCUCAGUAUCAUAUAAUUUCUGGGUAACAAUUACAGUGCCUUCAGAAAGUAUUCAUAUCAAAUCAAAUCAAAUCAAAUGUUAUUUGCCACAUGCGCCGAAUACAACAGGUGUAGACAUUACCGUGAAAUGCUUACUUACAGCCCUUAACCAACAAUGCAUGUAUUUCUUAAUAAAAAAGUAAAAUAAAACAACAACAACAAAAAAGUGUUGAGAAAAAAAGUGUAAAAUAAAGUGUAAAAUAAAAUAACAGUAGGGAGGCUAUAUACAGGGGGGUACCGGUGCUGAGUCAUAUCCCUUGAUUUAUUACACAUUUUGUUGUGUUACAGCCUGAAAUCAAAAUGGUUUAAAUCGUUUUUUUCACUCACCCAUCUACACACAAUACCCCAUAAUGACAAAGUGAAAUGAAAAUGUCUACAUAGGGUCCUUUAAAGGGCCAAUGUAGAUGUUUUUUUAAAUCUCAAUAUCAUAUCAUUUCUGGGUAACAAAUAAGUACCUUACUGUGAUUGUUUUCAAUAAAAAUUGUCUAAAAGAAACAAAAAUAGCUUCUUAGCGAAGCGCAAUUGACCCUUCGCUAAGCCACUGUUGGUUACUGUUGCAACCUCGGACAACAAUUUCCUGGGAAGCCCAAUUCCCCAUUCAACCACUGGUGAAAUCCCCUCACAAUGACCUCAAACUGUGUUUCUAAUACACAAUGAAAUUAAACACAGACCACCCCUUGCUAAUCAGGAAAUUCUGGGGCUGGGUUUAGCAAAGAGUCAAUUUCUCAUGCAAUAAUUUUGCUAGGACUGUCUGAGUGGGUAGGGGAAAACUAGCUGUUAUUGGCAGAGAGGUUUGGAACUUUGUCUUAUUGGUCUAUUAACUAAUUUACCGCCUGGAGAUGUCACCAGUAAGGCCAAAACUCCAUCGGAUCAAAACAGACUGACAUUUUAGGCGGUCUUUUAUCAUUUUCACAAUUUCACAGUAUUAUUCCAAUCUCAUAGUGUGGAAAUAUAUAUAACAAACAGAAAAAUCUAAUGUUUGACUGCACUGGGCCUUUAAGUACAGGAAGCGAGAACAGAUAGAGAUGGCUGAAGGUAAUUUCAUUGGCUAAUAGUCUAUUGCACAUACUGUACUAGGCAAGUUGAGGGGAGGACUUGUACUCUUCCAAGUCAGUGUAUUACCUCUAGCACGUUUUAUUUUGAGUUUAUUCAACUGAUUUAUAAAUCAGUUCAGUUGAUCUUUCAGAGAGAGCAGAACUCUCAGAAGUUAUGAGUGGAAAGACGUGUCACCACUCAUGAACACUUCAUCAGAAUAUUGCUGAAAAUAAGCCAAGGGUCGCACCACAUCAGAAGAAACCUAUUCCUUGAGGAUAAUUCAACAAGUCACAGUAAUGUUUCAGAUCCUCUCUGACCUUUCAGGACAGUGUGGCUCAGAGCAGUAAGGGGAAGUACCAGUCUCUGCCCUUUUUGGUGAUUUAACGACUUGGCGGUGAUCUUUCACUGUACCCUGAAACUUAAGCAGGGCAAUAAUCUGCCCCCGGAGCUUCAAGCCCAUGUCAUACUCAUCACAUUACCACACACGGACAGACAGGUGGACAGACAGACACUGUGACUAGUCCUACCCCACACGCCCACCCAGAAUCUGUCUGAUUCUGCCAGAAUACACAAACACUGCAACCUAGGGGCCGAAAAGCUCUCUGCAUAGUGUCAAUACAGAAAUACUACAGCACAAGAACACUGUCCUAAAGUAGUCUUGUUUUUUUACAGCCUAACUCGAACAAGGCAGAGAGGUUUGAUUAUGUGAGUAUCUUUUAAGAUUUCAGACUUCUGACAUGUCUUAUUAGUAACAAUGUACAUGAUAUACACUGAGUGUCAAAAACAGUAAGAACACCUUCCUAAUAUUGACUUGCACCCCCUUCUGCCAUCUGAACAGCCUCAAUUUGGUGUCGAAAGCAUUCCACAUGGAUGCUGGCUCAUGUUGACUUCAAUGCUUCCCACAGUUGUGUCAAGUUGGUUGGCUGUCCUUUGGGUGCUGGACCAUUCUUGAUAGACACGGGAAACUGUUCAGUGUGAAAAACCCAGCAGUGCUGCAGUUCUUGACACAAACUGGUGCGCCUGGCACAUACUACAAUACCCCGUAAAAAGGCACUUAAAUAUUUUGUCUUGCCCAUUCACCCUCUGAAUGGCACACAUACACAAUCAAUGUCUCAAUCGUUUCAAGGUUUAAAAAUCCUUAUUUAACCUGUAUCCUCCCCUUCAUCUACACUGAUUGAAGUGGAUUUAACAAGUGACAUCAAAAAGGAUCAUAGCUUUCACCUGGAUUCACCUGGUCAGUCUGUGUCAUGAAAAGAGCAGGUGUUCUUAAUGUUUUGUACACUCAGGGUAUUAUUUAAUCUCACAACUGACACGUCUUUUAUCAUAGGUAAUGGAAUACUUAAAGAAGAUGACCGGCACAGAGUAUGUGGGCUUCAGCAACGCUACGUGAGUGUCAAAUUGAAUGUUAUAAUAUGCAAAUGCAAUUAUCCAAUAUUGCAGCCCAUACAGUAACUUUAAUUUGUGGUGUGAUAAACAGCUUUUAAUAUGUAUUUGCCUUCACAGUUUCCAAUCAGAGAAAGAGACCGGGGAUAGGAAUUUUGCUAUUGGUUACUACCUGAAGGAGAAAAAAGUGAGUCUGAGUGUUUGAGCUUCACGGAGUCUUACCAAUAGUUAUACCAAUUCUUAAACUCUAAGACUAUGAGUUAUACUACCUGUUGUUUGUGACCUGAAACUGUGGCCUCUCUCUCAUUUUGCCUGACAGUGCUUUCCUGAGAAUGCAGAUAUGAUUGCAGCCCUCGACUUCUACUUCCAGGUGAGACUCAUUUUUUAAGAAGUUCCAUAGCACUGAAUCCAUAGCACUGAAGGUCUGCGCUGUAGCACAAUUGAAAUUGAAAGGUGAUUUUCGAUUCAGCCAACAUAUGCAGCGUUUACCGUGAAUGCAGUCUCCGCAAACGCAGGAACAUUGCCUUUCAAUUUAAAUCGCGCUACAGCGCAGAUCUUCAGCGCUACAGAUUGAAUCUAGCUCCUAGUUUCUGUCCCAGGUGGAAACACUCUGUAUUCGACUAAAGUACUACCCUGUACAGUAAACCAGUGGUCUCAACUAUUCUCUGUUUUCUCAGCUGUGCUCCAUCGAGGUGACGUGUGAGUCAGGCAGUGUCAUGGCCGCCACACUGGCCAACGGGGGCAUCUGUCCAAUCACAGGCGAGCAGGUGCUGAGUGCGGAGGCCGUUCGGAACACCCUGAGCCUCAUGCACUCCUGCGGGAUGUACGACUUUUCUGGCCAGUUCGCCUUCCAUGUGAGUCAUUGAGAAACAGAGGUCAGAGGUCAAUGACCUGAGGUGACCUUAUCAUACUGUAUGUGGUCAGAUGGAACAUUCCCCAUUAUCUCAGAUGUGCCAUAUUGCUUUCACCUAUCCUAUGUUGUCAGAUCAGUAGUUAAAAGAGAGGAGACAAGUUAUUGCUAUUAUCAGAAUUUAUUGCUAUUGUUUUUGGUUUCUGUUAUUGUUUAUUUGUUUGUUUUUUGUUUUGUACCGUCUUGGUGUGAUGCCUUGGUGGGGUGGGGUGGGAGGGAGGGAUGGGUGGGUGCUGUGGGGGUGGGUUGAUUAAGGACUGGGGAUGUUGUAUUGUUUUCAAUGUCUCUAUGUUCCCAACUGAAAAUCCACAAAUAAGUUUAUUUUUAUUUUUUUAAAGAUAGGAGACAAGGAGAGGAAUCUGUUUUAGACUAUUUGAGAUGCACCCGGCUAUAAGUGUCAUUCCACCUGUUCUUUUUUCCAGGUGGGUUUACCUGCUAAGUCUGGCGUUUCUGGUGCAGUACUGCUGGUGGUCCCUAACGUCAUGGGAAUAAUGUGUUGGUCUCCUCCGUUAGACCGUGUCGGAAAUAGUGUCCGAGGCAUUCACUUCUGUCAGGUACACAGACAAGAAGAAUUUCAAUCCCCUAUGACUUAUGUUUUUGUCAUACCCAGCAGUCGAUAUUUAUUCUCACUGAUGGCCUUGUUUUUUGACAUAUCGAAAGUAAUUUUAAUGUCAUACCUGAGUGUGUACUUUGUAACUGUAUGAUAUUGUAAAAUUGGAAGAUUCAAACAGAGUAGAACAUUGAAUAGUACAGUAAUCCAUAAUUUUCCUGUGUGAAUUUCCCCAUUCUAUCUGCUGAUUGAUCAGGAACUGGUUUCUCUCUUUAACUUCCAUAACUAUGACAACAUGAGACACUUUGUAAGGAAGCUGGACCCUCGCAGACAAUCACUUGAUGAUAGGGUAAGUAAGGGAUAGAGUAUGCACUAAAUACUUAUUUUAAUUUUUUCUUAGUUGAACAUUUUAAACUCUCUGGAAAAUUCAUGUUUUCUGUUCAUGUCUCCUUUACAACACCUGAAACACCUUCUUCUGCCCCCUUCAGAACAAGUCAGUGGUGAAACUGAUGUUUGCAGCUUACAGUGGAGAUGUCUCUGCCCUGAGGAGGUAAAGACUGAAUCCUGGGAGCCUAGACUAGUUAUAUAAAUCCAAUCCAUUAUAAUCGGUCCUAAUGACUUACAAGAAAUUAUAGUUUGCCUUUUCAUAAACAAGCGCUGGGCGCCAGACAGACAAGAAAAAACGUGUUAAAUGAUUUCCAUAAUAUGUUUACAUUUAUGUUCUGCAUGGAACAGACAACCCCUCGUAUCAAAUCAAUUUCAGUUAACUUCAAUAUAAUUACUAUAGAGCUUUUCACAAAGUCAUUUGUCUCAAAUCCCUUAUCUCUUAGUCUUGGCCAUCUGUCACUCCAAUUAACCUUUUAGUAUACUUUGAUUUUCUUCCUUUUCUUGCUCCUGUCUUCCCCUAGGUUUGCUCUCUCGGCUGUGGACAUGGAAAAGAAAGACUAUGAUUCUCGUACAGCCCUCCACGUAGCGUCAGCUGAAGGUGACUCUAUAAUUUGUUAUGAUAAGACUGUACUCUCACAUAACGUGUACUUCACCUUAUUGUUCACAUUUGUAAUUCAAGUGUGGCUGACAUGGUUUAAUUGGAGUGGAUGGCUUCGCUGUGAGGACUAUAGAUAUAUGAAUGCAUCACUGGUUGGUUGCACAAACUCAUUACCGUAUGUUGAAGUUGAAUUCGCCCUUCCUGUUUAUUCAGGUCAUGUGGAAGCGGUGAUCUUCCUAACAGAGACGUGCAAAGUGAACCCCCAUAUAAAGGACAGGUAGGGACACCACUUCGUCCUCUGCCUGACACUUUUAAUAACUCACACAUCUCUGAGAAGAGACUGGUGGUUUUUAAAGUGUCCAGGUCUUUAAAAUCACCCUACUACACCAGACUAGUUAAGGGCUAGAAUGAUAUCUUCAACUGAGACUCAUUUGACACUCUAGAUCCAAACUGUUACAGACCUAUAUCCAUCCUGCCCUGCCUUUCGAAAGUUUUUGAUAGCCAAGUUAACAAACAGAUCACCGACCAUUUUGAAUCCCACCGUACCUUCUCCGCUAUGCAAUCCAGUUUCCGAGCUGGUCAUGGGUGCACCUCAGCCACGCUCAAGGUCCUAAAUGAUAUUAUAACCGCGAUCGAUAAUAGACAGUACUGUGCAGCCGUCUUCAUCGACCUGGCCAAGGCUUUCGACUCUGUCAACCACUGCAUUCUUAUUGGCAGACUAAAUAGCCUUGGUUUCUCAAAUGACUGCCUCGCCUGGUUCACCAACUACUUCUCAGAUAGAGUUCAAUGUGUCAAAUCUGAGGGCCUGUUGUCUGGACCUAUGGCAGUCUCUAUGGGGGUGCCACAGGGUUCAAUUCUUGGGCCAACUCUUUUCUCUGUGUAUAUCAAUGAUGUCGCUCUUGCUGCUGGUGACUCUCAGAUCCUCCUCUAAGCAGACGACACCAUUUUGUAUACAUCUGGCCUUUCAUUGGACACUGUGUUAACAAACCUCCAAACGAGCUUCAAUGCCAUACAACACUUCUUCCGUAGCCUCCAACUGCUCUUAAACACUAGUAAAACUAAAUGCAUGCUCUUCAAUCGAACGCUGCUGGCACCCGCCCACUCGACUAGAAUCACUACUCUAGGCGGCUCUGACUUAGAAUAUGUGGACAACUACAAAUACCUAGGUGUCUGGUUAGACUGUAAACUCUCCUUCCAGAUUCACAUUAAGCAUCUCCAAUCCAAAGUGAAAUCUAGAAUUGGCUUCCUAUUUCGAAACAAAGCCUCCUUCACUCAUGCUGCCAAACAUGCCCUCGUAAAACGGACUAUCCUACCGAUCCUUGACUUCGGCGAUGUCAUUUACAAAAUAGCCUCCAACACUCUACUCAGCAAAUUGGAUGUAGUCUAUCACAGUGCCAUCCGUUUUGUCACCAAAGCCCCAUAUACUACCCACCACUGUGACCUGUACGCUCUUGUUGGCUGGUCCUCACUACAUAUUCGUCGCCAAACCCACUGGCUCCAGGCCAUCUAUAAAUCACUGCUAGGCAAAUCUCCGCCUUAUCUUAGCUCAUUGGUCACCAUAGCAACACCCACCCGUAGUAUGCGCUCCAGCAGGUAUAUCUCACUGGUCAUCCCCAAAGCCAACACCUCCUUUGGCCGCCAUUCUUUCCAGUUCUCUGCUGCCAAUGACUGGAACAAACUGCAAAAAUCUCUGAAGCUGGAGACUCUUAUCUCCCUCACUAACUUUAAGUAUCAGUUGUCAGAGCACCUUACCGAUCACUGCACCUGUACACAGCCCUUCUGAAAUUAGCCCACUCAACUACCUCAUCCCCAUAUUGUUAUUUAUUUUGCUCAUUUGCACCCCAGUAUCUCUAUUUGCACAUCAUCUCUUGCACAUCUAUCAUUCCAGUGUUAAUACUAAUUGUAAUUAUUUUGCACUAUGGCCUAUUUCUUGCCUUACCUCCAUAACUUGCUACAUUUGCACACACUGUAUAUUUAUUUUCUGUGGUAUUUUUGACUUUAUGUUUUGUUUUACCCCAUAUGUAACUCUGUGUUGUUGUUUUUAUCGCACUGCUUUGCUUUAUCUUGGCCAGGUCACAGUUGUAAAUGAGAACUUGUUCUCAACUGGCUUACCUGGUUAAAUAAAGGUUAAAUAAAAUAAACAAAUAAAUGUGUCACUUGUUUCCCUUUGCCUUGCACCACAUUUGCCUCUGUAGCUGUAAGCCCAUUUCAAAGCUUUUUCCUGAACGCUCAUAUCUCUCUCUGUGUUAUCAGGUGGGGAAACACACCCCUGGAUGAUGCCAGGCAGUUUGGUCGGGACGGGGUGGUGUCAGUCUUGACGGAGUACCAGCGGAUGUACCCAUGCAGUAGUGAGUCCCAGUCCGAAACAGAAGACCAGAGAAAGUUAGACACAUUGAAGGUGGUGGUUUAA
Coregonus sp. 'balchen' is the source of this 27966-nucleotide messenger RNA. Lineage: Eukaryota; Metazoa; Chordata; Actinopteri; Salmoniformes; Salmonidae. The record is from the annotation of a GenBank genome assembly.